AGACCGAUAUUCCGCAUUCCAAGUAAACUCUUUCAUCUCUCUCUCUCUCUCUCGAGAUUUUUUCUUCUUCCCACCAAAAAUGUCAGAAGGCCCAAUAACCGUCCUUGACGGCACACACCUAAGAGACAUUGACCUUACUCCCCCCUUCUCCGAUGCUCUUCUCACCGGAGCUCAUCUCCUCGACCUCGCCGAUUCCACUGUCUCCUCCUCUCUCUUCCGGAUCCCCUUGCCGGAGGCUCUCAAAUCAUCUGCUCUCAAUAUCAUCGGUCUCCACGACAUUGUUGCUUUCCGACGAUCCGAGCUCACUCCACAACGAGCCUCUGAGAUUCUCAAGGACUAUGUGUCUGCGAUUGCCGAUAUUUUACGAGAUGAUCCUCUUUUAGUAUCAAUUUUGGAUGGGAGCACUUUGCGUAUUUUCUUAGAUGAUGAAGAUGAUUUUGCAAUGCUAGCGGAGACUCUCUUCACUGAUUUAGAUACAGAAGAUAAAGGAAAGAUCAAGAAGAGUGAGAUUAAAAAUGCUCUUGUCCACAUGGGGGUUGAAACGGGUGUACCACCUCUCUCAGAAUAUCCUUUGCUGAGAGACAUUUUGCAAAAACAUGAAGUGGAGAGUAGCACUGAAUUGGGUCAAGCUCAAUUUGCAGAAGUGCUUCAGGCUGUCCUUCAAGAGUUGGCAGAUGCUCUAGCAAAAAAGCCUUAUGUUUUCAUUCAAAAUAUCAAGAUCACUAAUGGAGCUCAGAUUAAAAAGCUUUUGGCUGACAAAAAGCAAUUCAACGAUGUCAUAGAAAAGCUCUGGCAGUGGCAAGGAACCUAUAAAGAAGAGAAUGGGGUAACAACUUUGCAAAAAAUCAGGAAUUACUUCGAAAAAGAAUGGAAGGAACUGGGCUUACCACCACCUACAGAAACCAAUGAAGCCGUGGUUCUUCUCUAUGAUGAAAUAUUUGCUGAUAUAGCGAAAGAGAAAUGUGGUUCAAUAACUGACAAAAUUCAACUUGAAAAACUUGCAAAGGAGAUUUUGGAGAUAUUUGUGGAGCAGCUUGAAGCAAGUCCUGUGUAUUAUGAUGAUUGGGAGCACAAAUGAACAAAAGGUGGCAACCGUGUAAAAUCAGGAGCUCGGAUUGUCAGUUAAAGAAUUGGUUGUUUCUACGAUACAAUCAUCAUUCUCUUAUGAUCAGGUACGAGCAUUUAAUGGUAAGGUAAUUAUAAUAUUGAGAUCAUAGUCAUUUUCAUUAUACCAUACUGAAUUUGAAGGUCCUUGAUCAUAAGGUGGCCAACAGGUUCUAUACCAUGACAUACAAAAUCAAAAGUAUGAAAAUACAUCAUUUUGGUUAUGCUUCUUUUGUGUACAUUUUUUUUUUUUUUUUUUUGAGGAACAAUUUGUAAUCCUACUGACAAAAUUCUUGUGCUCCUUAGUGAAGUUUUUAUCUGGUGGGAUCAAAUGGUUAUCUAAAAUUUGAAUU
Cucumis melo (muskmelon) is the source of this 1457-nucleotide messenger RNA. RefSeq lists its product as uncharacterized. Gene Ontology annotation, molecular function: calcium ion binding. The record is from RefSeq and is a predicted model, not a curated record. The transcript has 4 exons. The coding region runs from base 80 to 1078 and encodes 332 amino acids. Lineage: Eukaryota; Viridiplantae; Streptophyta; Magnoliopsida; Cucurbitales; Cucurbitaceae.